Molecule: messenger RNA, 1291 nt
Organism: Paecilomyces variotii
Lineage: Eukaryota; Fungi; Ascomycota; Eurotiomycetes; Eurotiales; Thermoascaceae
Product: aldo-keto reductase
Exons: 3
Coding region: 186-1208 (340 amino acids)
Cellular component (GO): cytoplasm
Source: RefSeq, a predicted model, not a curated record
CAAACAUGGACACUGAUCCUGUCAAUCGUUGUCUUUUCAAGGCGGCACUUGUCCUGGAGAGCAUGUAAUAUAAAUGCAGCAUAUUGACCUGGUUAUUGCUGAAGCAUCAAAUCCAUCUUUCCUGAUCUUCGAAAAAACAGACACUUCUCACUCAAGAAAUCAUUCUCACAAGAAACAAAUCAAACAUGUCCUCGAUCAAGAAAUUGGAUAGCCGUCCACUGGGAAAGAAUGGACCUGAGCUUCCACGCCUCGGUCUAGGUCUCAUGAGUGCUAGCGGUAUGUACGGUCCUUCGCCUCCAGAUGAUGAGCGUUUUGCUUUUCUGGACGAGGCGUACAAAAGGGGUGAAAUCUUCUGGGAUACUGCCGACAAGUACGCUGACUCCGAGGACCUACUCGGGAAAUGGUUCGCUGCGAAUCCUGGAAAGCGGGAGCAUAUUUUCCUUGCCACGAAGUUUGGCUUCAGGGGCCAUACUCCAGAGGGAGGACUGCAUAUCGAUUCAUCGCCGGAGUACUGCCGCCAAGCCAUCGAAAAGUCUCUAGGCAGACUCCGUUUACCUUUCGUUGAUUUAUAUUACGUCCACCGUCUGGAUGAAGUUACACCAAUCGAGAAGACGAUGGAGGCAAUGGUAGAACUGAAGAAGGCAGGAAAGAUCAAGCAUAUAGGGCUUAGCGAGUGCAGUGCAGAUUCCCUGCGUCGUGCGCAUGCUGUCCACCCGGUCUCUUGCGUGCAGGUUGAAUAUAGCAUAUUCUGCACGGACAUUGAGCGAAACGGAUUGCUUCAGACCGCGCGCGAGCUUGGCGUUGCUAUUGUCGCCUACAGUCCGUUGGGUAAUGGCCUCCUCAGUGGUACGAUCCGAAAGCGCGAGGAUGUCACUAAGCCUGGAGAUUUGCGCGGCAUACUCCCCUGGCUCCGUGAGGAAAACGUGGAGAAGAACGUGGCGAUAGUCGACAAGAUCUCGGAAAUUGCAAAGGCGAAGGGGAUUACCACAGCACAGUUGGCUCUUGCGUGGGUGCUCGCGCAGGGGGGUGACAUUUUUGCGAUUCCAGGGACGAAGAGAGUUGACCGCUUGGAAGAGAAUCUAAGGAGUCUUUCGGUGCCCUUGUCACAGGCAGAGGAGAAGUCGAUUCGCCAACUAGCGGGGUCUAUUGUGGGCGGACGAGUUCAGGCCAUGUUUGGCUUCGAAUUCGCUGACACUCCGCCCCUGUAGUUGUUUAUGAUUAGAAAAUGUGCAAUAUAGGGAAAUCCCAUAUUAUUUCUCGUUCUAGUGCACCUUCAAUGCUAGAUAGAAUG